AUGUAUGCUAGCGGUACUGAAUCAAAUUUGAAUCCAGAUAUUGAAGUAAUUAGCUCGCCAAAGGGUGCUGGUGGUCGAACACGUGACGAGAUAUGGGCACAUUUUGAUGAUUAUGAAAUACUUGUCAAGUUAAACAGUAGUACAACUGAUACUAGUAACAGUAAACGUCUGAAAGCCCAUCAUUUAACAUCAACAACAGCAUCGACAUCGUCUAACUCAUUAAUAACGACGACACGAAAAUGCAGUAAAAAAUUGAACAUGGAUCAAUCCGGCACACGUGCUAUUUUACCAAGUGAAAAACAAUCAAUCGAUCAAACAUUAGUUCGAGCAUUUGUUAUGAAUGGAAUGUCAUUUAUGACUAUUGAUAAUAUUUUUUUCAAAGAAUUUUUACUUAAAUUAAAUCCUAUAGCGGAUAGUCUACAUUCGUUUUUAUUGUUACGAAUUCCAUUAUUAACAAUCGUAACUGAAAAUGAUGAGCGGCUACCACAAAAAGUUAAAACAGUUGUUAAUGCAAAAAAAUUUUUUUAUGAAAUAGAAAAUGUAUAUGGAAUAAUGAGAGUGUUAGCAUAUGGAGUUGGUAUCAUACAAUCAAAUUCAGCUACUAUGGCAGAUUGCUAUUUAAUUUUAAUAUAUGUUAAUCGUUUGACAAACGAGUUUGUAUGUAAUAGUGACACAAAAGAAUUUGGUCGGUUUGUUAGCAAAGUAGUCAAUAUUCGUCUUAAAGAAUUUCAGAAUUUUUAUUGUACUGCUAGUUUCGUUUUACAUCCCAAAUGGGGUGCAGGACUAUUAACAGAUUGUCGUAGUCAGAUGAUACGCCAUCUAGUUGUUGGGCUAUGCAGUAAUUCAGUCAUUGAUAUGGAAAAAAUAGAAGAAGCAUUAUCCGAUGAAUUGAAGCCUGUUGAAAAUGAGAAUGACCUGAAUGAUAACAUAAAAAAGUUCAAUGAUCUUAUAAAUGAGAACCAUCGAAUGUUAUGUCAGCUAACUAACUCAGAAUUAAUUAGUGAAAACAAUAUUGAGGAUAAAGACUUAUUGAAUAUAUCAUCUUUAGUGAAUUCUGAAGAUAGGGAUAUAACAAAUAUAUUCGUUGAACUUGGUUUAUUAGACGAAGAUGUACAAGAACAAAAUGAUUGUCAAACAGCAAGCAGUCAAGAUAGAAAUGAUGAUGAGGAGGAUUAUGAUAUAGAUGAAUUGAUCAAAGCAGCAAUCGCUACUUAA
Messenger RNA from Didymodactylos carnosus, 1215 nucleotides. Lineage: Eukaryota; Metazoa; Rotifera; Eurotatoria; Philodinida; Philodinidae. The record is from the annotation of a GenBank genome assembly.